Messenger RNA from Photinus pyralis (common eastern firefly), 2164 nucleotides. RefSeq lists its product as uncharacterized. The record is from RefSeq and is a predicted model, not a curated record. The transcript has 3 exons. NCBI's taxonomy places the organism in Eukaryota, Metazoa, Arthropoda, Insecta, Coleoptera, Lampyridae. Bases 263 to 2014 code for a protein of 583 amino acids.
UUGUAUAUGAAGUGGUCACAAUUAAAUAAUUAUCACACUAAUUAUCUCAAUCGUUCUUCAAGUCAAAGUCUAGCCGUCUUCGUUUUUCGCCGCUCUAACCCAUUAACAUCACUAAAUUAAUAUAAACUAGUGCUAUUGAAGAUGUGCUUAAAUUUUUUUGGUGAUAAUUUAUGGAUUACUGUAAGUGGUUAACUUGGUAGAUUUUGUCUAUUAACAAUUUAAAGACACCUGUGAAGAUACUGUUAGAAAAAUACCACUGAGCAUGAGAAGCAGAAAUCGACGAUGGCUGCUGGCAUGGACAUUGUCAUCCCUAUUCCCUUACAUUACGCUAUACGAGGUCGCCACCCAGCCGCACGAUUACGCAUCAAAAAAUCAUUCUAAGGAAGCGCGUGGUAUUUUUACUCCUCGCAUGGAUUACGAUCAGUGGACGCCGUUAGGGAGAGGGGAUCCCCUAAAAAACGAUCCCACGUACGAUUACGUUCCACCGGUGUUAGACCGCGUUCAUUACUGGAUAGAACCAUCCUCAAGAAAGCCAGACUCUAUAACAACAGGCGAAAGCCAGAAGACAGAGAUACUCGUUUUAGGGGUGUCGUCUAAAAAACCGAGCACCGGCACGUCGAUAUCUGCGGAUUCGCGAAAAGACACCUACGAUCCUUUUUUGAAAUUUGUGGAAGGACCUAAAUUUGGACUUCAAACCAAUUACCAGAGGAUGUCGAAGCCCACCUACAACUACUACCACCAGCCGAGCUUCAAAACCAAAAACAAGAUUGAAGGUUUGGUAUCAAGCGAAGAUGACCGUAGUAUUCCGUACACGUUUCUAAUGCCACCACCUGUAGAACCAAAGGAGUCGAGUCUGGCAAUAUUUCCUCAAACACUAACGUCGCCCCCAGUAACGGAGGGUCCCAUCACCACAUUUAGUGUUACGAGCCCAUCCGGGUUUACAGUGCAACAAUCCAAUUUACUGUACCACUCCACAACAGUGGGAGACCAAAAUCAGUUUCGAGAUCAAAAUUAUUUUGGAACCGCCGGCGCGUCGAGCAGUCAGGUUACCUGGAGGUCCCCACUUGCGAACUUUAAUCCGCAACAAAACGAUAGCGUAACGUAUAAAGAAAAUAUUAUAAUAGACAACGUGGUGCCCAUUUUGCGCGAUACGUCCCAAGUGAUGCACAAGGGUCAAGUAAGCGACGACGAUCUUGAUAUCGCUAACACAUACGUGAAUAUUGGAAAACCGGAAGCUCAAAUGCAUUCGCCAUCUGACAUGAAGAUUUCAAGUGUGUCGGUUGAGCCGCCCAGGGCUUACAAGCACUCGCCGAUCUUGUUACAGCUAGUAAACCCAGACAUGACCAUUUCCAAACCGACGCCUAUGACCAUGCAAACUAUCCACACCAUGCAAACAAUGCACCCCCCGCCAGUCGUACACACUCCAGUAUUUUCAAACUCACUGCAUAGUUUAUUGCAAAACGAACUCACGACAAAUACGCCUAAAGCGACUCCAUUCAGGGUGCCUUCAAGCAUAACUUCCUCUCCACCGGUUACGACUACUACGUCUCUAACCACCGACCCACUUUUUAAGCAUUACAAGCAACCGAACGAGCCACUCAGAGGUCCCAUGUAUCUAAUCAUACAAGGCCAUUCAAAAGUAAAAACCUACGGCCCCAGCAAGCAAUUGCACGGCAUUUCCGUUCAAGAAUUAAACGAAAUUCCAACGUCGGAUGAUCAGUACGUAGUGAAACACUUACACGGUUAUAAAAAGGAAUCCAACGAAGGUCGACUGCGACAAGGAAGAUCUAGCAUGCUACAAACGCUGUCGCACGUCGUCCAGACUGGUCUGGGUGCCAUAGAUUUCUCAGAAAACGAGGCGAAUCGCAAGAAAAAUGACGUACAGGAAACUGAAUUUGUCGUCAGCUAUGACGUCUCGUCGCAGGGGGACGUUACAAGCGAAAGAUACUACAAGGGAAUCGUGGAGGCUGGAGACAUGGCUAGAAAUAUUAAGAAUGGAAUAGGUAAGAGGUAAUGUUCUGAUUAAAUAUUAGGAUUUUCAUUUUUUUACGCAUAGAUUAAGUUAAAUGUAGGUUACAAAAUCAUUUCUAUAAAGUGCUUUAAUUAAGCAAAAAUAAAUUAUUUAUAAAAAUUGUUUAUUAAUAAAUUUAAGGAAAAAACCGUC